This is a messenger RNA of Papaver somniferum (opium poppy), 1258 nucleotides long. Its product is annotated as histone-lysine N-methyltransferase SETD1B-like. Bases 160 to 990 code for a protein of 276 amino acids. NCBI's taxonomy places the organism in Eukaryota, Viridiplantae, Streptophyta, Magnoliopsida, Ranunculales, Papaveraceae. The transcript has 2 exons. The record is from RefSeq and is a predicted model, not a curated record.
UUUGGACAUUAUAGAGCUAUCUGUGUAGUGCUACUACCACUAAACCAUAUCCGCAAUCAUGAAAUACGUUUUGUUGCUUUAGAAAAACUAUAUUUAUUCAUACACAGUUCUUGCUUGUUUAGAAGCUUCUGCUUUGUUUCAACACUCAGGGUUCCUGCCAUGGAUUCAAGGAUUCUCUUCGUUCUUCUGGUUUCCCUGCUUACUCAUUCUUUACUUUCUAUGGAAGUUCAAUCAAAAUCAACAACUUCUAAAAUCAGUGUCAUGGGUAUUGUGUAUUGUGAUAUGUGCUCUAAUAACACCCUUGUUAGACAUAGUUACUUCUUACCAGGUGUGAAAGUUCACUUGAACUGCAAAUUCAAAGCAACUUCACCGACAACAAGAGAAGAGAUUACCUUCUCAGUUAACAGAACUACUGAUAAACAUGGUGUUUAUAGGCUGGAAAUCCCAUCUGUUGACGGAAUUAGUUGUGCUGAAGGUUUAUCCAUGGAGUCACAUUGCCAAGCGAGUUUGAUUGGGAGUUUGUCAUCUUCGUGCAGUGUUCCUGGACUGAAAACAACAACAGAUGGAAUAACAGUCAAAUCAAAACAUGCAAAUCUUUGUAUUUACAGCUUAAAUGCAUUGAAUUUCAGACCAACAACUAGAAAUAUUACCUUGUGUGGAUAUGAAAAAGAAAUAUCAAAUGAUGAUCUGAAUUCAUCGAAAUUCUUUUUUCCUUUCUUUCCACCAUUUCCUUUUCCGUUUCCUUUCCCACCAAUGCCUUCAUUGCCUUUCCCUCCAUUAGGACCAUUACCACCUUUCCCAUCCCUCCCCUUCCCACCACUGCCACCAUUUCCUUCUUUGCCGUUUCCAUUUCCCAAUCCACCAUCACUACCUUUCCCAUUCCCACCUUUUCCUCCAGCCCCUUCCUCUGCACCUCCUGCUUUCAAUUUUAAAGACCCUAAGACUUGGAUUCCUUCCCCUCCUAGAAAUUCUCAAAGCCAAAAUCCAUGAAACCAUAAUUGAUUACAUUUUAUUCUCUAUUGUGCGUGUUAGAAGUUUACGUUUUCAUGUAAUUAUUAGAUACAACGGAGUGCAGAAACAAUAUUAUGUUGCAGAAUCUAUAUUAUGUUUCGCUAAUAUGAGAUAUGGUGUACUAGUAAUAGAUUAUGGUAUGUUACUUAGCUGCAUUGUCUUGGUUAGGAUAAUAAAAGUUGUUUCCGGAUAUUUGUUGAUGCGUGCUAGUCUUAUCUAAGCAAUGGUAACAACAUUUAGUUUUUUU